CCCGAUCCAUCACAAUGGGAUGGAGGUACAGCAGCAGAUCCUAUCGUGAAUCCCGGUUUCUCUGAAUACCUACCACAUGAAUUUGGCAGUGAUUUAUGCAUAUCCUACGCGCAACGACAGAAACCACCCAAGGUCCUGGCCAAACGCUUCCUCCUCGGACAGACUAUCGGUCGCGGAAGUUACGGCAAGGUCAAAGAUGCCAUCGACCUAAUUACAAUGAAACGACAUGCAGUGAAAGUAAUUAGUAAACUGGGUGUUAGAAAAAUACCUGGCGGUUGGAGUCAAGCAUUGCUCGAGGCAACGGUGAUGCGUCGCUUGCCUGCCCAUCGUCACAUUGUCUCUCUAGUCACUGCUCUUCGGGUGGACAAUCCGGAUCGAUUAUGUCUAGUGAUGGAACAUUGUCUUGGCUCCGUGCAUGAUUUACAGUCGAUCGGCGUGCCUUCAUUACCCAACGAAUUCGACGAGGACAGUGACGAACAAGCAAUCCUCGAACGUUCAGACGAGAGCCCUGAUCCACAACAACCCUUGGGUAUAUCUCCCCCCUUAACCAAUCAGAAAAGUCCGUCUAGAAGCACCAAAUCCAGUGCGACACGGACACAUCGAACCGGAAAGCAUCGAUUCCGACUCAAGUGUCCCAUCAUCGAAACGGAUUUGAAACAGGAGCCUACCAGAUACACAGAAGCGUUUAUGAAUCGUAAGGUUUCCAAUGUGGAAGGAUCCUCUCGUCGGAAGAGCAGUGUGCUUCAUUCAGUACACCAUCAACAACAACAGCAACAACAGUUUCGCCGUUUACCAGAAGCGCAGGCACAUGCCUAUUUUCUUCAGCAUCCCGCAACCGCUUCGUGCAAGCCAGAAACAAAUGCUCGGGCACUAUUCAGAGAGCUAAAGGACGCUUCAUUUGUCACAAAGCUGCGCGCUUGGCUUCUUCCACCACCGGCAACCGAACAUUCUGGUCCCCCCGCUAAAGCAGUUUUACGUCAUCUCUGCCCUUCCAACUUUCCUCCCAUUUGCAAUUCCUCUGGUACUGUUGCUUGUGAUCCUCAUGAAAGAGCAGAGGUCUUCUCUUCCCGAUUCGCCUCCAACUCCACAUUAUCUGCCGCCCCUACGGUUCAACCGUCCUCCUAG
This is a messenger RNA of Echinostoma caproni, 1125 nucleotides long. Lineage: Eukaryota; Metazoa; Platyhelminthes; Trematoda; Plagiorchiida; Echinostomatidae. The record is from the annotation of a GenBank genome assembly.